CUCCGCCCAUCCCCCAUCUCCCAUCGCCUCCCCCUCCCUCCCUCCAGCUCACAACCUCCGCCCCUCCCCUAAUUCGGAGCCAACAAGUCAUACCAAAUCCCGGACUAAGCUUCUAGUUUUGCAAUCUCUGCUCACCAUGAGUUCCCCCUUCGAUAUCAAUGGCGGUGCCUGCGUCGCCAUGGUGGGCAAGGACUGCGUCGCAAUCGCCUGUGAUCUCCGGCUGGGUAUGCAGGCCCUGACCGUCUCCAACAACUUCCCCAAGAUCUUCAACUACGGCCCCUCCACCUUCCUCGGCUUGACCGGUCUAGCCACCGACGUGUCGACCGUGUCGGACCUUUUCCGCUACAAGGUGAACAUGUACCGCCUCCGCGAGGAGCGGAACAUCGCCCCCCAGACCCUCGCCAACCUGGUCAGUUCGUCGCUAUACGAGAAGCGGUUCGGGCCUUUCUUCGUCAGCCCUGUCAUCGCCGGAAUCAACAGCACGACGGGGAAGCCCUUCAUCUGCGGUUUCGACAGUAUCGGGUGUAUCGACUUCGCGAAGGACUUCAUUGUUAGCGGGACGGCUAGCGAGCAGCUAUUUGGUACUUGCGAGGGCCUGUGGGAGCCGGACUUGUCUGCGGAGGAUCUGUUCGAGACCAUCUCGCAAGCCCUGCUCAGCGCCGUCGAUCGAGACGCCCUGUCGGGUUGGGGUGCACAGGUGUAUAUCAUAGAGAAAGACAAGGUCACCAAGCGGCUACUGAAGGGACGUCAAGAUUAGAUAGCAUCGUCCGGAGUAUUUCUGUUUUCUAAUGUCACGCUGUUCGUCUGUUCUAAUGCUACGUCUCUCGACCGGGUCUCGGGAGCCGGAGGUCUCGACUCAAUAAUAAGUGCGGUCGAUAGAGACGGGGUAACCCGAAAUUGAGGAUGGACUACGAAUUUAAACCCUUGAAUCCAUGCAUGCAUGGGCCUAGACGUCUGGCCUGAAUUUUAAGCCGGGCCCAUCGCGGGCCUCCAUGCCUACCUAACCUUGUUCCAUGGAGGGCAGCGUAAC
Aspergillus heteromorphus CBS 117.55 is the source of this 1030-nucleotide messenger RNA. RefSeq names its product proteasome core particle subunit beta 3 (gene pup3). The transcript is spliced from 4 exons. Bases 179 to 757 code for a protein of 192 amino acids. The record is from RefSeq and is a predicted model, not a curated record. Gene Ontology annotation, biological process: proteasome-mediated ubiquitin-dependent protein catabolic process. NCBI's taxonomy places the organism in Eukaryota, Fungi, Ascomycota, Eurotiomycetes, Eurotiales, Aspergillaceae. Gene Ontology annotation, cellular component: proteasome core complex; proteasome core complex, beta-subunit complex.